UUCUCCUCCUCUCGUUGAGCUCUCCAUGGCCUGGCCGCGCCGCCGCUCUCUCCUGGCCGCCUCCGGCCCUCUCCAGCGCCGGCGAGAUGGGGCUUUCGUCCGCCUCGAUGAGCUCUGUAUCCUUCCCCAAUUCGAUUUGGUUUUCCAGCUCUACCUCGUCCGCCCCCGAACCUAGAAACCCUAGCGGUCGCUGGUCGGUUUGGCCAUCGCCGGCCAACCCCCGCGCCGCCGCUCGUCGCUGCUGCUGCCCGGUGAGGCUUCGCCCUCACCCGCCGCCUCGAUGCCGCCCUACGCGCGGGCGCCGCCCUGCUCCUGCUCACGCCCGGCGCUCCCUGGCGUGGCUCCGCCGCCAUCUUCUCCCGGCCGUUGAUGGCCGCCUUCGGCGCCGCUGUUGUCUGACCCUACCAGGGCCGCCUCUCCUCCUCCCAGGUCGCCGCCACCCGCCGCCGCCGUUCCAAUGGAGUUCUGGGGCAUCGAGGUUAAGCCUGGACAGUCGGUCAAGGUCUCACCUGAAGAUGACCACUUCCUGCACAUCUCUCAGGGUGCCUUUGGUGAGGUCAAGAAAGACGACAAGGCGACCAUUUUCGUGAAGGUGGACGACCAGAAGCUUUCCAUCGGGACCCUGUCUACUGACAAGUUCCCCCAGGUCCCGUUCGACCUGGUCUUCGAGAAGGAGUUUGAGCUCUCGCACACCUCCAAGUCCUCCAGUGUCUUCUUCUCUGGGUACAUGGUUUUCCAGCCGGCCGAAGGAGACGAGAUGGAUUUUGACUCUGAAGAAGAAUCUGAAGAUGAACAGGUGGAGGAGAAAAUUGUUCCAGCCACCAAGGAAAAUGCCAAAGCUGAAGCAAAGGACAAGAAGCCAAAACAAGUCAAGAUUGAGCCUGCGAAACCAAUCUUUGGAAAUAGUAAGAAGGAUGAAGACAGUGAUGAUGAUGAGAGUGAUGAUGACCAAGACAUGAAACCUAUUUAUAGAUAAGUGAAUACACUCAAAGACAGAACAUUAUUCUACAUGUUUAGAUAACAAAGUCAUUGUUAAUUUAUUUUCCUUGCUCUUGUGAGAAAAUAUUUUAGUUAAAUCUUAACUUGUAAAGCCAACCCAGUUAACAAAAGAAGGGGUUAUUUAUCUAUAUUUGAACUUGCCAGACAGGAGGCCAGUAGAAGACGGGCCCGAGUCGACCAACGGUUCGAUGGCAUGGUACUGCUGACUGCGGCGACAGUGUCCUGCUGGCUGCAACGACAUAAGGAGAGAUAAGGACGGUGUGACAGUGGCACUACAAGCCACAAAUAGUCGAGGUUAGUUCUGUUAUGGUGAUAGCUGGACUUGAUAUCUUGGGUACAAAUAAGGUAUUUGCUACAUGCAGUUCUGUUGGCGCAUUGCUUGUUGUUUCUGGAGAUAGUUGACAAUCUUUUAGGGGACUAUAAUUGGAGUAUAAUUGCUUCAGUUUUACUGCUCUAUCUUACUACCGUUUUGGUUAUAGGUUAAACUGUCUCGGCAGAUUUCAUUGCAUUACUGUAAAAUCACUCGAUGUUUUCAUCUGCUGUGAAUACAAUGACCGAUAUAUAAUUGCUCCUCUGCAUUUCGAUGGGAAUAUUAGUUGUUUGAUUUGUUUUGUGGAUCUACAGUUCUUGACGAUGACACUUGCUUGAACAAAGACCAGGUUGUUUGGUCUCAUUUUUCUCAGAGCAAUAUUCUACUAUGUGAAGUGAAGUUGUAAAUAAACUAUUCUAUGAAAUCUGUUUUGACCAGUCACAAGUUUGUUGUUUUGUAAAAUAUGUUCUUAUGAUAUGCAAGUCAUGUAUUUGCCAAUAAAAAUUGGGAUGUACUGUAUUUUGAGUAAA
Lolium perenne is the source of this 1839-nucleotide messenger RNA. Its product is annotated as histone deacetylase HDT2. The record is from RefSeq and is a predicted model, not a curated record. NCBI's taxonomy places the organism in Eukaryota, Viridiplantae, Streptophyta, Magnoliopsida, Poales, Poaceae.